AGCUCGUAGGGCUCAACUUAUAACAGUGGUUGUGGUUGCAUCCAUUUGGACGCGAUGGAUGCCUCUUCGAAGGAUACACAAGCACAAAUUUUGCAGAUGACCCAGUUCAUCUUGAACGAGGCCCGGGACAAGGCCGAGGAGAUCGACACCAAGGCCUUGCAGGAAGAGAGCAUCGAGCGGCUAAAGAUUGUGAACUCCAUGAAGGAGAAGAUCCAGCAGGACUACUCUAGGAAGCUGAAGCAGGUUGACACCCAGGCGGCCAUCGCAAGAUCCACCGCCAUCAACCGGUCGAGGCUGGAGAAGAUCAAGAGCCGGCAGGAGAUGCUGGGCCAUUUGUCGGACGACUCCGAGAAGGAGCUGGUCAAGCGCCUCACGGACAAGGGGGCCCAGAAGAAGUUUAUCACCAAGCUCAUUGUGCAGGGCCUCCUCAUGCUCUUAGAGGACAAAGUGGAGGUCCGAUGUCGCAAGUGUGACGAGGCCCUGGUCUCCGAGUGCCUCGGCGAUGCGGCCAAGGAGUACGCCCAGGUGAUCAAGGACAACACCGGGGCCGUGAAGAGCUGCAGCCUGAGCCUGGACAAGAAAACGUCCCUGCCGCCGGCGCCCACCGGCGACCAGCACGGGCCCUCCUGCCUCGGGGGCGUGGUUUUGGCAUGCCAGGAGGGCAGCAUCACCAUCGACAACACCAUCGAUUCCCGGCUGGGCCUUGUCAUGGAGCAGGCGAAGCCCACCAUCCGGAAGUAUCUCUUUCACUGAGGCAGGCGGAGGCGCGCGGUUGCGAGCGGAUGCGAGCGGCUCGCGGCAGCCGUAAGG
This is a messenger RNA of Effrenium voratum, 810 nucleotides long. The record is from the annotation of a GenBank genome assembly. NCBI's taxonomy places the organism in Eukaryota, Dinophyceae, Suessiales, Symbiodiniaceae.